AUGGAUGCUCUUCGAUGUUCAGUUGGUACCAAAUUAAGAACAGAUAGUCGGGGAUUACUAGAGUAGAAAACAUAGACCCAAGAAUCCAGACCAGAGACACCAACGCAAAAAGUAGAAGAUGCGUAGCUUAAGCCGACCCCUCCCUAAGGUACUAGCCCCUUCCGGGGGUAGCCUCUCCCGGACUGCUAGGAUCGUAAGGCGAGAAUUCUCUUCCGCACCCGCAGUCCCGAUGGUCAUCGAUGGCAAAAAACGGGACAGUCAAGCAACGAGUUUUUUCGACGUUCAUAAUCCAGCAACAGCUAUGGGUUUCUUCGGAAGCAGCAGUAGUAGCUUGACGUCGAGACUACUUCGUACUCGUAGUAUCAUCAACUAGAACUAGCUUCUAAGAACAUACAGGACGCGACUACAAAAUUCUGCUUCGUCAAUAAGAAGAUACAUCAUUUUAUCCAUUUUCUUUUUCAAAAAUUUGAAGAUCCUUGUAGUCUUCCUGUUCUUCUAGACAACUCACCAUGAUUCUUCUUCUUCUUCUUCUUCUAAUCUCCACGAGUUGAUCGCCCGAACUCCUUUGUGUACCCCCAGUGAGAUCGCAGAGGCAACUGCUAGCUGUAAGGAGGCGUUUAAAUCGUGGAAGUUGGUCGGACCUUCCCAGAGGGCUCGCGUGAUGCACAAAUUUGAGGGCGCAAUCAGGGAUAAUACCGAUUAUGGAUGAGAGGUAGAAGGUGCGAAGAAGUUCACGACUGACAAUGUUUCUACAUCUAUAAAAUGUCAUGUUUAAAGUGGUGACUCGAUGAUUACUUCUGAUGAUGAUCAUAGUUGCAGUUGUCUUUUAUUUGCAUAUAUAAUUUUGUGACAAGCACAAGCUGUUGCUCUUACUGUUUGGAGAUGAACCCGUCUUUUCCUUCAACAUCACCCCCUCCAUGUCUAUUCCUGGAGCAUCUAAUUCCCAGAGUUAGCAGCACUCGUGUCUCUAGAACAGGGUAAGACCAUUGCCGAUGCCAAGGGCGACAUUUUUCGAGGCCUCGAGGUGGUGGAAAUGGCCUGCGCUUUGCCCAGUUGGUUGCAGGGGGAAUCUCUCCAGAACAUAGCCACAGGUGUCGAUUGUCACAGCUAUCGCACGCCCCUUGGAGUCACGGCGGGCAUUGCACCCUUCAAUUUUCCAGCUAUGAUUCCACUCUGGAUGUUCCCGUUUGCUGCUGGUACUCUUACUAAAAUAGUUUGUAUCUCUUAAUAUUUUGUGGAACAUCGAUGUCAAUCUGGACGUUCCCGUUUGCUGCUGGUACUUUUCCUAGUUUUGUAUCUCUUAAUAUUUUGUGGAACAUCGUCAAUUUAUAGAUUCCACAACCUGAAGCUGAAAUCAUAAUCCAGCUAUGAUUCCACUCUGGAUGUUCCCGUUUGCUGCUGGUACUCUUACUAAAAUAGUUCUAAUUAAUCAUAAUCAACCAGAAUUAUAAAGUCAAAAGUUAAAACUCCAUCAACUCCAUCAACUCCCCGACCACUACCAGGCUGCGGCAAUACGAUGCUGAUGAAGCCAUGUGAACGAGUGCCGUUGACGAGUAUAAGGCUAAUCGAACUGGCAAUCGAAUGUGGCUUGCCACCAGGUGUUUGUAAUGCUAUCCACGGAACACAUGAUAUUAAGGAUUGAAAUAUUUCAUAUUUGAUACAGGCUUUUCAUCCCUUAAGAUAAAGAUUGCUCUUUAAAAAUCAUCUCCCUUGCUUAAGAAAAGCGGCACCUUUAAAAAUGAAAUGUUUCGACCUUUAAUGAUACGGUUAACGCGAUCUGCGACUCUCCGGACAUCAAGGCCAUCUCUUUUGUAGGAGGAAAUGCUGCGGGUGAGCACAUUUACAAGCGCGCAGCUGAGACCGGGAAGAGAGCACAAUGCAACUUUUAAGGCUCCCGUUCUAGUUCUACUAAGUACUCCCUAGUAAGUAGAAGUACUGUUACUGUAAUAGAAGUACUGUAAUAGAAGUAGUACUAGUAUUAAUUCGUAAGUAGAAGUACUGAUGUAGAACAAGUAGUAUUACUUCGAGGACCAACAUGUAUCCAGCAAGUGUAUCAGUUGACUUCCUAUUAGAGCAGAUUUUUCAUCAACAGAUCACUAAAAAUAAGAAAGAGAUAUAUUAGUGGUGGUUGUUCUUUCACCUCUAAAAGAUGGGUGCCAAGAACCAUUGCGUGGUCCUACCGGAUGCCGAUCCUGGCACUGUUACCAACGCCUUAGCAGGUGCGUCCUGUGGUGCCGCUGGCCAGAGAUGUAUGGCCAUCUCGGUUGCGAUUUUUGUUGGGGAUUCCAGCAAAAUGAUCCCGGGUAUCGUGGAAGCAGCCAGCAAAUUGAAAGUUGGACCGGGUAUUCUUUUUGUCUUCGAAGAUCAAGUGGAGGGAGGUGGGUUCUUAGAAGCUCUUCACAAGCUACAUCUUAGAUGAUAGGGCUAGUAUCUUCGUAUGGGGAAUUCUACUUGUUCAGCUUCAACUAUAACACGGAGCGACCACAUGACAAUCCUACUUGUUCACGAUUGAGUUUUACAACAUUGUUGUCAACGAACAGUCUUCUAGUACCAAAAAAUGUCAAAAAUAAUGUACCAGGUUCCGAUCCCGAAGUUGCAAUUGGCCCGGUGAUCUCCAAGGCGGCGAAGAAACGCAUUAUUGACCUUAUUGACUCCGGUGUCAAGCAAGGAGCCGAGUUGAUGUGCGAUGGACGCAGUGUGUCUGGACUACCAAAGGUUAUGAUUGAUUGAGUGCGUGAGCGUGACAUAGACUUAAAGCGCUACAGGGUUAGUAGUCUACUUCUCUUCCAAUUUUGAGUUCUAGAGCUCGUUGUUUGCUUGUAAGAUAGGAUUAUGAUGCUCUGCUCUUGCGAGUAGUAUCCUCGGACAACAAAGAAAACUUGACCGACUCGGUAUAUUUAGGUCACUUCAACAUCCGUCCACUUCUAGCUGGUCGUUUUAGUACAAGAAUUCGUCCCAAUACAGAGCACUAGAACACAGUGGAUAUUAGAGGUUUCAGUUCAACAGCAGCCAGACUAUAUUGAAGACUUCUCCUAAGACCCAGUGCCCUUGAAGACUUCUCCUUUGAAGACUUCUCCUAAGACCAUCCAUUAGUCACUCCUCUUGAAGACUUCUUCUAAGACACAUUGAAGAUCACUCCUCUUGAAGACUUCUCCUAAGACCCAUUGAAGACCACUCCCCUUGAAGAAGACUUCCUCUAAGACCCAGUGCGAGAACGGGUACUUCGUAG
Molecule: messenger RNA, 3229 nt
Organism: Amoebophrya sp. A25
Lineage: Eukaryota; Dinophyceae; Syndiniales; Amoebophryaceae
Source: the annotation of a GenBank genome assembly